Messenger RNA from Abrus precatorius (Indian licorice), 387 nucleotides. RefSeq lists its product as uncharacterized. NCBI's taxonomy places the organism in Eukaryota, Viridiplantae, Streptophyta, Magnoliopsida, Fabales, Fabaceae. The transcript has a single exon. Bases 1 to 387 code for a protein of 128 amino acids. The record is from RefSeq and is a predicted model, not a curated record.
AUGAAAAGGAAGUUUGAAGGGAAUGCUAGAGUUAAGAGGUCUCAUUUACAGGCUCUCCAAAAGGAAUUUGAAACUCUAGAAAUGAAGGUUGGAGAAGGAGUCACAAAGUAUUUUUCAACAAUGCUGAUUGUGGCAAACAAAAUGAAAACAUAUGGAGAACAAAUGCAAGAUGUCACAGUGGUGGAGAAAAUUCUUAGAUCGUUGAGUGAAAAGUUUAACUAUGUUGUUUGCUCAAUUGAGGAAUCCAAAGACAUAGAUCAACUUUCUAUUGAUGAAUUGCAGAGUUCUCUAAUGGUUCAUGAAAAAAAGUUUACCAAACACAGCGGAGAAGAGCAGACCUUGAAGGUGAACAUGAAGGAACGAGAGGUUGUGGACGUGAACUUUUAG